This is a messenger RNA of Colletotrichum orchidophilum, 3642 nucleotides long. RefSeq lists its product as uncharacterized. The transcript has a single exon. NCBI's taxonomy places the organism in Eukaryota, Fungi, Ascomycota, Sordariomycetes, Glomerellales, Glomerellaceae. The coding region runs from base 1 to 3642 and encodes 1213 amino acids. Gene Ontology annotation, cellular component: NuA4 histone acetyltransferase complex. The record is from RefSeq and is a predicted model, not a curated record. Gene Ontology annotation, molecular function: protein binding.
AUGCAGACCCUGGCGCCUAUCCAUCUUCUACCGAGACGCGACAGCUCCCUCGAUCACUGGCGAGGCGGGCUUUGGGGCAUGAAUAACCCGGCCGUCUACACUCCUCUCGAGUCCCUGUUUCUAUUUCAAGCCGUCCUUCAGCACGGCGCCGAAGCUCCUGCCUUCAUAAAGGCCUCCGAUCUCCUUGUCAAUAACUCAUUGAUCAAGGAUGACAAGACCUACGACGCUAAACGACUAAGCCCGGAUGCGCUUCAACAACUCUUCCUGCACCUGCUGCAGGAAGAGUUGAGGAGCGAGAAUGCGACCACCGAUAAGCCCGAUGGCGCGUCGCCAAACUUGAAGAAGCGCAAGCUCAGUCAUCCCCCAUUGCCUACGCUUAGGGAAGUCAAGGAGCAAUCGCACAGAUUCCCCGCGUUGGUGGAUCGACUCUAUGCAAGGUAUAAGGAAAAUAUCGUCAAGGAUAUUAGGGAAGAUGAGCGGCGCAUUGAGACACUCGCCAGAGAGAUUAAAGCUCUGGAAACGCAAGAGGCUAUCGACCGAGCCAAGGCGAAUACACCCCGUCCAGUAGCACCAAACAGCUCCUCCGGGCCAAAGCCCGUUCCAACACCUGUCCCGGUUCCUUCUUUGAUUCCGACGCCGGCCCAGACCGCAGCGCAACUACAGGCCAAGCGAUCGACUCCGACGCCGCCUGUUGAAACACCAAGACCGAUCAGGCCUGCCAACGGACCAGGCUCCGUUCCAACGCAGACUCCAGUACCGAUCCCCAGACACGUUCCUCUACCGCCCCAAACCCAUGCGAGACCACCAACAACCGUUGCGCCAGCUCCACCACCGACCCUACAGCCUGCACAGGCGAGACGAGACGUGGCUCCGCCAGCAGGCGCGUUCCAGCCAUCACCUGUUGUGCCUCCGACGCAAGCUGUGUCCGCCGCCGCCGCAUCUGUUGCGGCGCCCGCUAAUGGGCCAGAUGUCAAGCAGCAUCAAAACCUUAAGCCUCCCAGCAGUGCGGGACAGGUCUUGCAGCCUCCUGUUGGUGCUGGGCAUCCACCAGUUCGGCACGGCCAGUCGACCUCGCCAGUUCCUCUACCAGCAAUAUCACCACGGCCAGAUAACAUACCCAAGACUCGUGCUCCAGCACCAGGGACGCCCGCUCAACCCUCAACUCCGGGAACUCUGAAGUGGGAAAAGCCAUAUCAGCCUGCGGCGCCGGCACCUCAACCACAGGGUCGCCCUAUGCCAUCACAAACUCCAGCAACUUCUGCAUCCUCCACCCCGAAUCAGGCACAUCAUCCUUCACAAUGGUAUCCUCAACCGACAGGGCAAUACCAUGGUCCUCCGCAACCUCCACAUGUUCCAAUGCAAGCAAAUCAGACACAGAGAUAUGUCCAACAGUCGCAGCCGGUGCUGGUAGCCCCUCAACCCCAGGCUCAGGCUCAGGCCCAGGCUCAGGCUCAGGCUCAGGCUCAGGCUCAGGCUCAGGCUCAGGCUCAGGCUCAAGCUCAGCCUCAGACUCAAGCCCAGCCUCAGACCCAGCCCCAGCCUCAGACGCAACCUCAGCCGCAGCCGCAUCCUCAGCAUCCAACGCCGCACCAACCUCCACCCCCAACCCCCACCACAACCCCCCCCCCCCCCCCCCCCCCCCCCCCCCCGCCGCGCCAGGCUCAGGCUCAGGCUCAGGCUCAGGCUCAGGCUCAGGCUCAGGCUCAGGCUCAGGCUCAGGAUCAAGCUCAUCUUCAUACACAACCCCAGACUCAGACCCCAGUCAAAAGCCAAAACCAACCUCAGCCUCAAAAGCAUCAUCAACCCCCGCCGCCUCAUUCUCAGCCCAAGGGACAGCCGGUGGCAUCAACUCACUCAACGCCGACCAAGGGGCAUCCAGAGAACUCAGCGAACCAACCGCCUCAAGGCCGGCCAUCGUCUACGACUCCGAUUGCGCCUUCUGUGCGACCACAACCCGCUCAGCACUCGCAGCCGCCUCGACCGACUGCCUCUCAAUCUCCUCGCAGCUCGCAGCCUCCUCAUCCACCACAGCCGCCUACAGGCUACCAGUCAAACCACCCGCGACCUCUCGCUGCAGCAUCGCCUACCCCGUCCACCGGUCCCUCCGGCCAGACUGCCGUUCCUCCAAGAUGGCAGCAAUCCUACCCCCCUCCCUACGCGCAGCAGCAGUUCAGCCCUUCGCCCGCACCAGCGCCAGCCCAGUCGAAUGCUAAGCCAAAUGAUGCUCAAAAGCGUGUCAGCUCUCCGCUCAACAAGCAACAGCCUCGGCCUGCCAUUCCUCCUCACCUGGUUCCUCAAGUCACAGCUGCCCCCCCUCCGGCGAAAAGAGCCUCGAACACCCCUAUUCCACCGCCACAGACGCCUGUCACAGCGGCCCCCACCUUCCUCCUCACUGGCUCCGGAACCAAAUGGACCGUGACUUCGACGCCUUCGACCCCUCGACCGGGUGCGUCUGACAGGGAAGUAGCUAGUCCCGCUUUUGAACCAUUGAGUCCUGUGCAGCAAGUUGCGCCGCUACCCCCCGCGCCAACCCCGACACAAGCACCACGGAGACCCAGUCCUAAGCCGACACCGGUUCCCAUUCCGGUGCCGAAAUCAGAGAUGAAGACUCCCGGUCCUAGAGGCCGAGGCCGACCACCGCGCAGCGCGAACAAGGUCCGUGCUGACAGCACACCUUCGGUUGCCGGCACGCGUAGAAGCCAGUCGGUCGUGUCGCAAACUGACGAGUUAUCGAUGGAUCACCAUGAGCUGGCGCCCAGAAUUAAGGACGAGAACGCCACUCCUAGAGUGACUCCCAGAGCGACGCCCAAACCGCAAGAUGAUACGGGCGACACGACUGCUGAUGAAAGCGUACCGAGUCGACGCAACAUGAUCACACCUAGCAGCGUGUCAUCACGGCUUGCUCACAAGCGCAAACGUCAAGACACUCCAACAGAGCCACUCGCACCGCCUACAGCUCCGACCCACGUGCUAUGGACACGUCAGUUUGGUCGUGUAAGCGCUGCCGCUCUAGACCAGAUCGGCGCUCACAGGUUUGCGAACCAAUUUGCGAAUCCGAUUCGAGAGCGAGACGCCCCUGGCUACAAGACUCUGAUCAUUCAGCCGCAGGACAUCAAGUCCAUUCGUGCAGCCAUAACGCAUGGCAACAGAGCAGCCACUGAGGCCGCCAAGGCUUUGCCAGACGGUGACCCAGGCACAGGCUCUGUUCUUUUGCCAAUCAGUGACGAUCUGGUGCCUCCCAAGAGCAUUAUCAACAGCGCCCAGCUCGAACGAGAGCUCGUGCACAUGUUUUCAAAUGCCAUCAUGUACAACCUGAACCCCAGUCGCGGGCCUGGCCCAGCAUUCAUGAAAGGUGGGAGUGCUGCCGAUGGGGCUGACGUGGUGGGAUACGAAGUUGACGAAGACGCCGUGGUCCGUUCUACGAGGAUGAUGUCGAUGGAGGUCGAGAAGAUCAUAGGCGAGCUCCGUAAUGCGGAGAAGGAACGCACAGGUCAACCUGCCUCGAACUCUGGCAACACGAGGCCGACUAGCGUCGCUACUGGUGAGGAUACACCGAUGGCGGAAGAUGAUAUUGAUGAGUUGGCGGGUGAUGCGGACAUGACCUCAACGACCAGGAGACGCCGCGUGGGCGCGAGGAACUAG